Molecule: messenger RNA, 804 nt
Organism: Penicillium daleae
Lineage: Eukaryota; Fungi; Ascomycota; Eurotiomycetes; Eurotiales; Aspergillaceae
Exons: 1
Coding region: 1-804 (267 amino acids)
Source: RefSeq, a predicted model, not a curated record
AUGUCCAAUGUGACAUAUAUUCUGACCGAGCCCAACACCAUUCAACAGGUUGCUCUGAUUAAAGAAUAUGCAAAUCAUAUCAAGACAAUCCAGGUCGAGCGGGGAGCAAGAUGCGAGUUCGCCUCCGAUUCCAACCCUGAAAUUGAUGAGAACCUAUCGAUUGAUGCGCAUCGACCAUGCAUGGUCAUUACAACCUCCGGGAGCAGCACUGGGCAGCCGAAAUUUGUUGUUGCUCCUCGCCGAACUUUCUUCUACUGUGGCAAGACAGACCCAGACCGCGUAUUUCUGGCCUUCCGUGCUGUUCAUUGGAUGGGCGGCGCAACAGGACUCAUUGCGCGGCUCCUGCGUGGGAUGAGGAUUCACUGGCCGCGGCGCCCGUGGAAGCCAGCUAUGUUUUGGGAGAUUUUCAAGCAGGGUGCCAUUACCGAUGUGUCGUUUUCGUCUCUACUAUUCAAGAGACUAGAGGAAUACUAUUUAGUGAGCAUCCGGGGGCUUCCUGCCGAUGAGCACGACGCAUAUGUAUCGGGGGCGAGAAAGAUCCGGGCCGGCACGAUUAGUGGCUCGACAAUUGACCCGAUGACGGCCCAGUUCUGGAUGGAGCUCACAGGGAUGAAGAUCCGGAACGUUUAUGGGUCGACUGAACUUGGCGGAAUGGCGUUGGCAUCUGAUCUUGAUGCUCCAUACGUCGAUGUUGGUUAUACCUGGAUUAUGGCAUCUCUUACUCCGUAUACUUUACUGACUUGUCCAGAGGUGCAUUGGUAUGCCUGCUACUGGGGUGCAGAUCAAACUAUCAAAUGGAGAUGA